AUGUCUAUGGAUUUCAACGGUUUGGCUCAACAAUUUACUGAUUUUUACUACAAUCAAUUCGACACUGAUAGAUCUCAAUUGGGUAACUUAUACAGAGAUGAAUCGAUGUUAACUUUUGAAACUACUCAAUUGCAAGGUGCUAAAAAUAUCGUCGAAAAAUUAGUCUCUUUACCUUUCCAAAAAGUUUCCCAUAGAAUUACCACUUUAGAUGCUCAACCUGCUUCUCCAAAUGGUGACGUCUUGGUCAUGAUUACAGGUGAUCUAUUAAUUGAUGAUGAACAAAACCCACAACGUUUUUCUCAAGUUUUCCAUUUGAUCCCAGAUGGUAAUUCUUACUAUGUAUUCAAUGAUAUCUUCCGUUUGAAUUAUUCUGCUUAG
Molecule: messenger RNA, 378 nt
Organism: Vanderwaltozyma polyspora DSM 70294
Lineage: Eukaryota; Fungi; Ascomycota; Saccharomycetes; Saccharomycetales; Saccharomycetaceae
Gene: NTF2
Product: Ran GTPase-binding protein NTF2
Exons: 1
Coding region: 1-378 (125 amino acids)
Biological process (GO): protein import into nucleus
Cellular component (GO): nuclear pore central transport channel
Source: RefSeq, a predicted model, not a curated record